Betta splendens (Siamese fighting fish) is the source of this 6643-nucleotide messenger RNA. RefSeq names its product myelin regulatory factor (gene myrf). Gene Ontology annotation, biological process: central nervous system myelin maintenance; positive regulation of DNA-templated transcription; protein autoprocessing. The transcript is spliced from 27 exons. Bases 1697 to 4765 code for a protein of 1022 amino acids. Gene Ontology annotation, cellular component: nucleus; endoplasmic reticulum membrane. Gene Ontology annotation, molecular function: DNA-binding transcription factor activity; sequence-specific DNA binding. The record is from RefSeq and is a predicted model, not a curated record. NCBI's taxonomy places the organism in Eukaryota, Metazoa, Chordata, Actinopteri, Anabantiformes, Osphronemidae.
CAGCACUGACAGCGCUUUAAUGGACCCCUGCAGUAUAAACUGUGUUAUAAUGGGCUUAGUGAAAUAUGUAUACAUUCACACUAAUGCACGGUGGACAUUCCUGGCAUAGCCCCAGUGGCUGUUAAAAUGCAAUGAGGUGAGACUGGUGUUUCUGCCUGGGAAUCCGUGGUCUCCGACUCCAUUAGAGUGACAGUGAGCAGACGCAGUGAGGAGGUGAGAUAGCGCAGGCUCGCGGUGGAGAGGGACCGGUCUGCUGAGAGAAGCCCAGCGAGACCAGCAACCCCCACAAACCUUGACCUUCCCGUCUCGGCCUCCCCUCAGACAACAAACAGUCUAACAGGAUUAUCGUGUUUAUUGCCGCUCUCGAGAGCACGGACGCUUGAUUAAGCUGCAGCGCGGCGUUUCAGCAGGUUGUCAAGACAGAAACAGAAGCAUUCGCUUGGAGCAAUGCUUUUUGUCACUGAUUUAUGAGUCAUUAUAAUCUCCAUACAAACAGUCAGAGCAUUGUUUUCAUGAUCAAUUACUUUUUUAUUAGUCCUAAGAGAUCCUCCAAACUGAGCAGCUGCCUUCACGCAGAUGUUUGAUGUCUUCGUUAACUUUAGCAGGUUUUGUGGGUUCAUAAACAGAAGUCGGACCCGCUGGCGGUGCUGCUUUCACAGGCCCAGUAAGUGACUAGAAUUCAUCAUACAGAACAUGAAGAAAACCUUUACCGCAAUAAUUAACGGACAAGUAUUCAUGGAAAAGUGAAAGGUUUGAGGCCAAAGCAGCCUCUCGCUCAAACACAGGACACUGUUACUCAUCACCAUUACUAUCUCAGAAUGUCCUGAAUCGCAUUACAUCAUCGCCUGUAAAAAAAAAAAAAAAAAAAGCAAGCGCUCGCCGCUUUUGACUCUAUAUCAAGACUCCUAUUAAGUCUUCGUGCACUCCCACCACGGCCGUGAAUCACGGGUGGGGAAGCUGUCGGCCAUCUUGGAGAGGCCGCGUGAAGCCGUGGGUAGGUCUGAAGGGCGCCUCUGAUUUAUGGCGCCGGCGGUGAGCUGUAGUUGGAGGAAUGUAUUGUUCCUGAGCAGCCAAGCCUACGAGUGGGUUUUAUGUUGUACUGUUGUGCCGCCGGCCCGCUGGCUGAUGCUGGACCGGCCCGGUCACGGCUUGUGUUGACUUAUAGAAAGCCCAGUGACCACUGGCGGAAAGGAUACGCUGCUCCCUGGUUGGCUCAUCAGUCCACCAUCAUCAUCCUCCCUCUGCUCCAUCCUCGGCUCCUGCUUCGUCCCUCUGUAGCUCAGCGUGGAGCUGGUCCUCACCAGCUCAGCAUUCACGCCUCCCGUCGCUGCUCCGUGCCCUGGUCCCGGCCUCGUCUGCCGUAAUCUCCUGAGCCAGGUCCACCAGAGCGGCCAGUGCUUGUGUGCGACGAGGGCUGUGUGUGGUAGCCUGGUACAGCCCUUUCUCAUGACUUGGGGACUAAUCCUCAUUAUAACAGCCCCCGAGCCUUUCUCACACUCACACACGCGUACACAACAUGCUUCUGCACAUAGGCACGCACGCGCAAACACACACACACACGCUCGUCACCCCUGCUCUGCGACUUUCGGGUCUGCGGAAGGAAGUCUUUCAGCCGGCGCAGGGAAACAUGUGAAAAUCCAGAGGAAUUGUCCUUCUCAUCUUUUUUUUCAGGCGCUUUCAGCUCAAGGACGUCACCAUGCUCUGGCUACGCGCAGGUCAUGAUAUUACCAGUUCUCUGGAGCCACCCAACAUCGACACCAGUAUCCUGGAAGAGUACAUCAGCAAGGAGGACGAUAGCACUGACAUCUGUUUUUCAGAGGUCCACAGCACCCCAGGAGCAAAUUAUUCAUCUCCCCAGGCAGGAGUGUCGUCCUCUGGGGGGCUGGUGUGCGGCGUGAGCCCCCCUAUUCCUCUACGCCAAGGACCCCUGCAGCCUGGGCCCCAUAGCUGUCAGAACGCCUACCCCCAAGGUCCGUCCCUGGGCCUCCGGCACAACUACCCCUGUGUGGGACCGCAGCAGCAGCAGCAGCAGCAGCAGCCGGCUCACGUCAAGACCGAUCACAGGGGCCACUACGCUCCAGGGACACUACCGGAGUCUCCUCCAGACUCCAGCUCAGAGCCGUACUCUCCUCAGCAGGUGAAUGAUCCUCAUAUGAUCAGGACCAUGACGCCAGAGAACAUGUGUCACAUGACUCCAACGCCUCCUCUCCCACCACACGGCCACUAUCCCAGCAUGCAUCAAGACAUGUACAUAAAGCCUGAGCCGAUGAUAACGCAGUACCCCAUGGGCCCAGCCACGAGCGGAGGUGGAGACAUGCAGCAGACACAGAUGCUCCAUCAGCUACUGCAGCAUCCUCAGGGGCCAGACAGCGUACCGGUUCACCAGGCCAAGAAGAGGAAGCACUCGGACUCUCCAAACAGCACCAUCAAUUCCCAAAUCCUCACAGGUUUAAUGCAGGAUGCAGAAAACAGCUACUUGGACCCAAACUAUCAGUGCAUCAAGUGGCAGCCGCACCAGCAGAACAAGUGGACACCUCUAUAUGACGCAAACUGCAAAGAGCUACCCAUGCCAACCUACCGAGUCGAUGCCGACAAGGGCUUCAACUUCUCCCUGGCUGACGACGCCUUCGUUUGUCAGAAGAAGAACCACUUCCAGGUCACGGUGUACGUCGGCAUGCUCGGCGACCCCAAGUACAUCAAGACCAGCGACGGCCUGCAGCCCAUCGACUGCUUCUACCUCAAACUCAACGGAGUGAAGGCGAGUGAGGGCAAAAGGGAGAACCCGGCAUCUACUGUGGAGGCCAUGAACCAGUCCAUCAGUGUGGAGCAGUCCCAGUCUGACCGCAGCAAAAGGCCCUUCAAGCCAGUGCUCGUCACCCUGCCGCCAGAGCAGGUGACAAAGGUCACGGUGGGGCGGCUCCACUUCAGCGAGACCACAGCAAAUAACAUGAGGAAGAAGGGGAAACCGAACCCUGACCAGAGGUAUUUCAUGCUGGUGGUGGCUCUGCACGCUCAGUCCCACAGUCAGAGCUACACUGUGGCUGCUCACGUGUCUGAGAGGAUCAUCGUCAGGGUAACGUCUGGCCAUGCAUCCAACCCAGGACAGUUUGAAAGCGACAACGAGGUCCUGUGGCAGCGCGGCCAAGUGCCGGACUCCGUCUACCACCACGGCAAAGUGGGCGUCAACACCGAUCGGCCGGACGAAGCCCUCGUCGUCCAUGGCAACCUGAAGGUCAUGGGCUGCCUGGUGCACCCGUCCGACAUCAGAGCUAAAGAAAAUGUCCAGGAGGUCGACACCACAGACAAUUUGAAACGGAUUUCUCAGAUGAGGCUCGUCCAUUAUCAUUACAAGCCUGAGUUUGCUGCCACCGUGGGCAUAGAGAACACAGCAGAGACGGGCGUGAUCGCUCAAGAAGUCCAGAAAAUCCUGCCUGAAGCAGUGAAGGAAGGCGGCGACGUGGUUUGCUCCAACGGAGAAACGAUUCCCAAUCUGUUAGUGGUCAACAAGGAGCGUAUCUUCAUGGAGAACGUGGGGGCCGUGAAGGAGCUGUGCAAGCUGACGGACAACCUGGAGACGCGCAUAGACGAGCUGGAGCGCUGGAGCCGCAAGCUGGCCAAGCUGCGGCGCUUCGACAGCAUGAAGAGCACGGUGAGCGGAGGCACCGUCAGCCAGUCGGGGAGUUAUUUCAGCAGGACGGGCAGCGGCCCGUUCAAAAAGAAGCCGGUCAAACCGGGGAGCAAGAGCUCGCCUCAGGAUCAAGGCUGCAUCAGUCAGAGGUUCAUGCAGGGGACCAUCCUGGCACUGGUCAUCGUCAUGGCGUUCAGCGUCAUUUCCAUGUCUGUUCUCUAUGUUCUGACGCUUCACCAUAGAGGAGACGCCUCGGAGAAAGACGGCUUUAGUUCUUCCUGUGUUCUCUACGUCUCUUGGACGCCCGUCUUCACGGCCGCUGUUACUUUCUGUCCACAUGUCGGCCCAUGGUCCCGAGCUGCGCUGGGAUCGUCUCGUAGUUCUCAGUAUAUUCCGGCGUCCACCAACACUGCACCCGCUUGCUGUUCAACCACUGCCAUCAACAACCAGUCUGCUACAGUUCUGACACCAAGUAACAACCAGUCUGCCCCAGAUUUAGGCAGCGCCUUUCCCACACCAGGCACUUUUAAUAAGAAGGGCAAGUCCAGGCAACUGGACAAGGACCACAGUAGAAACCGACUGAGUCACACUUCAUCACCGUUGUACUUUGCCAAGUCCAAAAAGCCGGCACCUACAGACCUGGACGGAGUGGGAUCCACCAAUCGGAUCCCGGGGGGUCAGCCAGUGCCACGGAGACAACGCAGCCUGAACACAAAGGGAGGAAGGUUGGCUCCCUCUCUGACGAGUCUACAUAUUGUGGAGACGAACCAAGAGAUUACGGUACAAAACUGUGCCACGUCCAAGCGCUGCAGCUACUCAGUAUCACUCCAGGGAUCAAGAAAUUCCUCCAUCUCACAAAUCACUUUGCACAUGAGGUCCACGCAGAGCAUGUGGGUUCGACAGUGUGGGGCCACCAGGGGCCGUUUAUGCCCCAACCACACAGAGGCGGCGCUCUAUGGGGAACAGAGUACGUCAACAAAGGGGACUCAUCACCUGUGGUCAGUGCCUGUAUUAUCUUUCCAGGACGUCACUUAUCAUUUCCGUGUCUCUCUGAAUAGUGAAGUGAGUUGUGCCACUGAAGGAGGAAGAUCAUCGUACUCAGACUACCAUUUCCUCAUACAAAAAAUGUGUGAAUGAGGAGGAAAACGACGAAUCCCAGCGCUUCAAUGUUUCUCCUCUGUGUGCUUUUGUCAUGGAAGGUUCUGUCUAAUUAUUGUACAUUAUUUUAAAUAGAUUUAAUACAAAACAAGCUACACACCACAUACAGUAGUUGCCAUAUGUAUAUGCAUUAAGUCUCCUCUGUGAUCACUGGAGUUUGAAACACUGUUUAAGUUAGUUUUUGUCCUUCAACCUGACGACUGUGUGAAACUGUUAACUAAAAUAACUCCAAUACGUAGCUCAUUUUGUUACUGAUCACUUUGUCUUCCAUAUAUAAUACAAGCCAUAAUUACUGUUUAGCGUAAUUCAACUUUUUAAAGAGAGCCAGGGUAAGUUAAUGUAGAUAAACUACACACCUUUGGUUUGUUUUUUAACACUAUGAAUCUCUCUCUACACUGGAAUCAGUGUCCACUGAAAACAAAACCACUUUUCAAUAGUUUUAUACACUGGAGAGAACAUUGGCUUCUGCUUUAGGCCUCAGUGAAUGGUUGCAGCUCACAGUGAAAAUAUACCUCAGAAGUGCACACUGGCAGAUCCUGGGUCUCCGCAGUGGAGCUUAGUGUUAUACAAGCUGAUGCACUUAACUAGACUGUUAACCGGUAAACUAGACUCCCACUGUCUCCAUUAGAGGACUGAACACUGUACACAGAGUAGAGCACUAUGCAGUAUAUACAGUAGUAACUGUGCUCAACACUACAUGAAAUAUCAAAGUGCUACAUGUUUAUACAUACGCUGUAUGCAACGACACAGAUCUGUUUCAGUAGAUUCACUGGAAGACAUGAUAAGUCUGGAUAAUUAAACAAAUAACUGGAAAUGAACAUGUAGGAACACUGACAGCUCUUAGCAUCUAAUGAUGAAAAUGUAACAAGUCCUUCACUCACUAUAUUUCAGGAAACACUGGAAUUGCUCACACUGUAUUCUUCUAACUGGAUAAAAUAAUGGUGCGAGAAUAAAUUUUCAAUUCAAUUAUCAAUUUUAAUGGCUCGAAAAUAAGGUUGAGACCAAGUUAAAUUUAUUUACACACAUUGCAGUGAAACAUCAACACUUAAACUGGACUGUAUGAUUUUCUUGAGAUCUUUUGAAUAUUUCCACCAAUAGCCUGAACGUUUUGAACUGUACAAUGAUUUCCUCUUUGUCAUGAUUCAUUGUCUUAUAGGCAUUCUCCAUUUCUCACCACUAUGGUUUUGCUCAUUUUGUGUAAGAAUGUGUUUUGAAUCCAUAUUUCACGUGUCAGUAUUCAGCAAGAUGUUGUGUCUCAAAUGUAAAAAGAAAAUAGGAAACAGCCAUCAGACAAACAUUAACAACACUGUUCACAACAUGAAGACACUGUACAAUUCUUUUAGUAUUAUGACUAUGACAAGUGGGUAUAGUGUGCUGUUUUUAGCUUAUUUAUAAUGCACUAGCUAGCAUAAUGAAACCGCUGUAGCACUUUUUGCACUGUAUAUAUGAAUUAUAUUUGCUCUAUUAAGGCUGGUUUCAAAUACUCUGGUAGAACUGAAUUAAAUGUAACUGUAUAUCUUAAUUUGUCCCUACCACUGAUCCUUUUUAUCUGAUGUGUUUUAUCAAAUUGUUUUUAUGGAUGAUAUUUUUGGUUGCUGUAUUAUCAACAAAAUCUAUUAACAUUUUCUUAUUGUAUCCCAGAAAUUACUGAUAAGCAUGAAAACACAAACACCAGUACUUUUCUAAUUUUAGCACAUUUCUAAGAGAAAAUGCCAUAACAAUUAAACUUAAAGCGGAGUAUUAUAAUAUCACUACUUUUUCUUUUUUAGCAUAUUUUAUAAUUGAAUUGUUUUUUUGCUUUUUGACAAAAAAUAUGCUGUAAUACUAUGAAUGCAUGCAAAUAAAUUUGUGAUUAUA